UUGCUACAAAGAAACUUCGCUGGGAUCAGAGAUCGAAAGCCGUGUGGUCGCUCUAACAAGCUCCAAGAAAACAUCCAUCGUAUCGUCGGCCAAAUAGCUCGAUUUUCUGGUGGGUGUGUUGCUGAAAGCUGUGAUCGGAGAGUGAUGGUGAAGGAAACUGCCUAUUAUGAAGUCCUGGGGGUCAAUGUGGACGCUCCUGCAGCCGAGAUCAAGAAGGCUUACUAUGUUAAGGCAAGGCUAGUUCACCCAGACAAAAAUCCUGGAGAUCCAAAAGCUGCUGAAAAUUUCCAGGCACUUGGUGAGGCUUAUCAAGUUUUAAGCGAUCCUGGGAAGCGUGAAGCAUAUGACAAGCAUGGAAAAGCAGGAGUAACAUCGGACUCCAUGUUGGAUCCUUCAGCUGUAUUUGGGAUGCUUUUUGGGAGUGAGUUCUUUGAAGAGUAUGUUGGGCAACUCGCAUUAGCUUCUUUGGCAUCUAUUGAAAUUGAAGAAGACUCACAAGAUCCUGCCGUUCAUAAGCAAAGAACUCUGGAGAAGAUGCGUGCAUUGCAGAAGGAAAGGGAAGAAAAGCUCGUAGAAAUACUGAAAAAUCGCCUUCAACCAUUUGUUGAAGGUAGAACAGAUGAGUUCAUAAACUGGGCAAGUUCAGAAGCACGGCGCCUGUCACAAGCUGCUUUUGGUGAGGCUAUGCUACAUACCAUUGGUUAUAUUUACACAAGGCAAGCUGCAAGAGAACUUGGAAAAGACAUACGAUUUAUGAAGGUACCAUUCUUAGCAGAAUGGGUUCGGGGUAAAGGACACCAGAUAAAAUCCCAAGUAAUGGCAGCUUCAGGUGCCGUGUCUUUAAUUCAGAUACAGGAUGAGUUGACGAAGCUUAACCAAGGAGAAAACAAAGAAGAGAACUUGCUGAAAGCCAUUGAAGACAAGAAGAAUGUCAUGCUUAAUUCCCUUUGGCAGAUUAAUGUGGUUGAUAUCGAGUCUACGCUAUCACGUGUCUGCGAAGCGGUUCUCAAAGACCCCAGUGUUUCCAAGGACGUUCUGAGAUUGCGGGCCAAAGCAUUCAAAAAGUUGGGAACAGUCUUCCAAGGAGCCAAGGCUCCUUACAGUAGAGAAAACAGCCUGCGACAUGAAAGUGACAAACCAAUCGACAGUGCUUCAUCAUCAUAGUAAUCUGGACACUUAUCAGGGCACCUGCUUCAUUUUGUUGACAUAUAUAUGUCGCAUAUUGGAUAUUGUGGGUUUUGUCUCUACAUCUUCUUAAUUACCUAUUUACUGGUUUUGAGCAAUGUUUUCACUGUUGAUUAAUUCCUGUCCAUCUGUAGUUUGUGCAUGGAUGAUUUAGCAUGUAACUUGCAGUCUAUAAGUUUGUAAGGAGUGAAGUGUUUAGCAGAAAAUUCAAUGACCAAGAAUUCCUAUUUUCAUUACCAA
This is a messenger RNA of Alnus glutinosa, 1425 nucleotides long. RefSeq names its product chaperone protein dnaJ 10-like. The transcript is spliced from 9 exons. The coding region runs from base 145 to 1164 and encodes 339 amino acids. The record is from RefSeq and is a predicted model, not a curated record. Lineage: Eukaryota; Viridiplantae; Streptophyta; Magnoliopsida; Fagales; Betulaceae.